Aphis gossypii (cotton aphid) is the source of this 1224-nucleotide messenger RNA. RefSeq lists its product as uncharacterized. Bases 1 to 1224 code for a protein of 407 amino acids. The record is from RefSeq and is a predicted model, not a curated record. The transcript has 5 exons. NCBI's taxonomy places the organism in Eukaryota, Metazoa, Arthropoda, Insecta, Hemiptera, Aphididae.
AUGGACUUACAAUUAUUGGAUGAUGUGGAAGCCAUAGCUGUUGCAUAUGCGCUACAUAAACGACAUCAGCAAAAAAAAAGAAUAUCGAAGAGGCGUUAUUGGGUACAUCCAAUUAACUUAAAAAGGCCAGAAGAAGGCCAAUUUAAUGUUAACUUUAUGGUACUUCGAGCACAUCCAGAAGAGUUUAUAAAGUACUACCGAAUGUCUAUCCAAUCGUUUGACGAGCUGAUUUCAUUAUGUGGACCAUUUUUAUCAAAACAGUUGACAAAUAUGCGUGUUCCAAUUUCAAAAGAAGAACGACUUACAAUUACUUUGAGAUAUCUGGCAACAGGAACACAUUACACGGCCUUACAUUUUGAAUUUUUAGCGGGAGUAUCUACAAUAGCCAAAAUAGUACAAGAAACUUGCGGGGCCUUAUGGAAAGUGUUACAACCUUUGGAAAUGACGGAACCAACAACUAAAGACUGGCUGGAUAUAUCGAAAGGUUUUUACGAAAAAACGAACUUUCCAAAUACUGUUGGAGCGGUGGAUGGAAAACACAUAAGGCUCGAGUGUCCAAAUAACAGUGGCUCGUUAUACUAUAAUUACAAAAAAUUUUUUUCUUUGAUUUUAAUGGCCGUUUGUGAUUCAAACUAUUGUUUUCGGAUCAUCGAUGUUGGAUCAUAUGGAAAGGAAAGCGACUGUAAUGUAUUCAAAACUUCAACAUUCGGUAAAAAAGUGUACUCGGAUAGUGUAAAUUUUCCACCUGAUCAAUGCUUACCAGGUGAUGAUAAUGGAGUUCCACAGCCGUUUAUCUUAGUUGCCGAUGAAGCUUUUGCAUUACAUAACAAUUUAUUACGACCAUUCCCAGGUAGGAAAUUAAAUAACAACAGGAGAAUUUUUAACUAUCGCUUAUCAAGGGCUCGUCAAUACAUAGAAUGUUCGUUUGGAAUUUUGUCAAAAAAAUGGCGAGUAUUUCAGACGAGCAUGUUGGUUGACCCAAAUGUUGCGGUCACAAUAACAAAAGCCUGCUGCGUCUUACAUAACUUUGUACGACGCAGAGACGGACUAGAUGGUGAAAAUAUUUAUGAAGAUACACAAAGCAAUCCUAUGGAAAGUAUAAUGGAAAGGAGAGGGGUUGGAAAUUCGCAGACCAACGCAAAAGAUGUAAGGGAAUACUUCGUGACGUAUGUGAAUGACCCGAAAUACGCACUUAGCUGGCAGAAUAAAAUUAUUGGUGAAUAA